AUGGACCCAGCGGAAAUUGUAGAAAUUCAGCCUAAAACUUCGUAUUUAAGUCCUAAAGAGCUUAUACAGCUUCGGCACAAGGAGUUUGAGGUCCCUGCCGGCGGCCUAAAGCGCACACAAAAUGAGGGCAGCCAGGCUGAACUCGAGGAACUGCACGGGGCGCUAGACGCUCUAAAAGCCCAGCUAUCUGUUCCCCGCAUCGAAAGAUUGGGGGGAAGGGCUUUAGCCACCUGGAAUAGUGAGCAACAGGUUGCAGAGGUCCUUCGCAAGGAUGGAAAGUUCGAGAACUUUGGCCAUGGUAGGCAGGGUAAACUCUGUUUGGAGUAUUACGAGGCCUUGUUCCUGCUCGAGUUGGGUCGCCUGCAGCUGGAGUAUUGUGGAACCAUAGUUUCCAUAGAGCAAGCCUAUGUCCUACUCCUUGGAGAAUCGGAAAGUGAAAGGUUUACCCAUUACCUGGUUUACUCUGCCCUCUCCCGAGCUGGCUAUAUAGUUGUCCGGCAUCAAGUGGUUCAAGAGACGCCAGUUACCAUUACCAGUUCUGACUGCGUCUGGGCCUUGCUAAAGGAACGACUUGGGAAUCAGCCAGUACCUUCGAAUAUUAAGGAAUCUCCUCACUUUGCAGUGGCUGAAAAGCAAAUGGAGGAUAUCAAAAAGCUUGUUAUGGAACAGAAAACCCAGUCCUCCUUGGAAUCAGCCACAGAAGAAGCUCCAGUGGAUUUCCACUUUGACACCCGAAAACGCCGAGCGAAAUCGGAGCCAAUGGGACAACCGGCCAAUAAAAGGGGAAGAAUGGCUUUCACAGGCGGCAGUCUAGUAGACCAGCUGCAAAUGGAAUCCCCAUAUGCGAAAUUCCAAGAGGUCUUUCAAAAAUUUGAUAUUGUUAGGCUGGAUACAAAAAACUACUCUAGGGACGCUAGCUCUGUAGACUCCUCCCUCCAGAUUACCUUUGAUUUGCACCUCCAUAACGAGGGCUUCAAGAAGCGAUCCCCCAAAGGCCCCACUUUUAAUGUGAUCAUCUUACCACCGCAGGCGUCAUUUCCCACCCACGAUGAGAUCUUCGCAAUCCAAAGUCAACAACACGUUAACACCGCCCAGUUGCUCGUCAUAUCCGUUAGCGAAUCCAAACAGAUUCAGGCCUUCUUGUACUUUAUUAGCUGAUGAUUG
Messenger RNA from Drosophila bipectinata, 1164 nucleotides. RefSeq names its product tRNA splicing endonuclease subunit 54 (gene Tsen54). Gene Ontology annotation, cellular component: tRNA-intron endonuclease complex; cytoplasm. The record is from RefSeq and is a predicted model, not a curated record. Gene Ontology annotation, biological process: tRNA-type intron splice site recognition and cleavage. Lineage: Eukaryota; Metazoa; Arthropoda; Insecta; Diptera; Drosophilidae. Gene Ontology annotation, molecular function: nucleoside diphosphate kinase activity; ATP binding; AMP kinase activity.